Molecule: messenger RNA, 6366 nt
Organism: Micropterus dolomieu (smallmouth bass)
Lineage: Eukaryota; Metazoa; Chordata; Actinopteri; Centrarchiformes; Centrarchidae
Product: Down syndrome cell adhesion molecule-like protein 1 homolog
Exons: 33
Coding region: 16-6366 (2116 amino acids)
Biological process (GO): homophilic cell-cell adhesion; dendrite self-avoidance; axon guidance
Cellular component (GO): plasma membrane; axon
Molecular function (GO): cell-cell adhesion mediator activity
Source: RefSeq, a predicted model, not a curated record
AGGAGAGGAGGGGACAUGGGCGGGGCUGAGGCGCCUCUCAUUUCCCCUCCAUACUUAGCGGGGCAGCAGGGCUGGAGAGACCUCCGGGGAGCACAGUCGCCAGUCCAGCACGGAGACCCGCCUGGCCAAAAUACCGCGCCUCACACUUGCCAGGAUUGCCAAAUAUUCCUGAAAAAUAUACCUGCUAUUUAUGGCAUGUGGCUUGUAACUUUACUCCUGUUGUACUCUCUCCAAGAAGUACACAGUGAGGAUGUGGGCUCCACCAGGCUGUACUUUGUGAAUGCCUCCCUGCAGAGGGUAACCUACUCCAGCUCGGUGGGGGUCUCCCUGCCCUGUCCAGCAGGGGGCACCCCCAGUGCCAUACUCCGCUGGUAUCUUGCCACCGGCGACGACAUCUACGACGUGCCCCACAUCCGCCAUGUGCACGCCAAUGGCACCCUACAACUGUACCCCUUCUCACCCUCCGCCUACAACAGCUACAUCCACGACAACGACUACUUCUGCACUGCCGAAAACCAAGCAGGCAAGAUCCGCAGCCCCAACAUCCGCAUCAAAGCUGUUUUCAGGGAGCCCUACACCGUGCGGGUGGCGGACCAGCGCUCGAUGCGGGGCAACGUAGCUGUGUUCAAGUGCCUCAUCCCCGCUGCCGUGCAGGAGUACGUCAGUGUUGUGUCCUGGGAGAGAGACACUGUUUCCAUCGUCCCAGGUAACAGGUUCUUGCUGACCUCCUUCGGGGCUCUUUACAUCUCUGAUGUUCAGAAGGAGGAUGCCCUCUCCACAUACCGGUGCAUCACCAAACAUAAGUACAGCGGCGAGACGCGCCAAAGCAAUGGAGCCAGGCUCUCUGUAAUGGACCCAAAUGAGUCCUCACCCACCAUCCUGGACAGUUUCCAAGCAGGGGAGGUGUAUGCAGGCCAGAGUAUUGAGCUCCCCUGCACAGCGGGAGGUUACCCCAGCCCCACUGUGCGCUGGCUGAAAGAUGGUCGCCCGCUACCCUCGGACGCCCGCUGGACACGGCGUUUGACAGGGCUGACUAUCAGUGACCUGAGGCAGGAGGACAGUGGCAGCUACGCAUGCGAGGUCACCAACAGUUUUGGCUCAAAGGAGGUGUCUGGACAGCUUCACGUUAUAGACCCACUACGAGUGACUUUGUCCCCAAAGAAUUUGAAAACUGGCAUCAGCAGCACACUCUUCUUUACCUGCACGGUGGAGGGCUCUCCAGAAUACACCAUCACCUGGUACAGCAACACCGAGCCCAUCGUCCCCGACCAGCACAUCUCCAUCCAGGGACAACACAAUGACACCCUGCAGAUCACCGCAGCACAGAAGUUCCACUCUGGGGCUUACCAGUGCUUCGCCUCCCGAAAGGGCCACACUGCUCAGGACUUUUCCAUUAUUCUGCUAGAGGAUGGUACUCCUCGUAUUGUGUCUUCCUUCAGCGAGCGGGUGGUGAACCCCGGCGAGCCUUUCUCCCUCAUGUGUGCAGCCAAAGGAGCCCCACCCCCCUCCAUCACCUGGACGCUGGACGACGAGCCCGUGGUGCGAGACUCCACCUACAAGACAAGCCAGUACACCCUGUCAGACGGCCUGACCGUGUCACACGUCAACGUCAGCAGCCCGCUCAUUCGAGAUGGGGGAGUGUAUCGUUGCGUCGCACGCAACUCGGCUGGUAGCGCCGAGUACCAAGCGCGCAUAAACGUAAGAGGUCCGCCCCGAAUCAGACCCAUGCGGGACAUCACAGCAGUGGCGGGCAGGAACACCUACAUAACGUGCCGUGUGAUUGGCUACCCAUAUUACUCCAUCAAGUGGCUGAAGGACGGCAUGCAGCUGCCUGAUAAUCAUCGUCAAGUGGUGUUUGAGAACGGCACCCUGAGGUUGACGGACGUGCAGAAGGGCGCCGACGAGGGCACCUACUUGUGUAGCGUUCUGAUCCAACCCCAGGUGUCAAUCAACCAAACCGUUCAUGUCACUGUCAAAGUGCCACCCCUCAUCCAGCCCUUUGAUAUCCCCUCUACCUCAGUGGGGAAGCUCAUGUACAUUGCCUGUGUGGUGUCAUCUGGGGACAUGCCCAUACGCAUCACCUGGCACAAAGACGGCCAGCUCAUCGUGCCAGGCUCUGCCUCUGGCGUCGCAAUAGAGACCAAAGAGUUCAUGAGCUCCCUGCAAAUCUCCAAGGUGACACUGAAGCACAACGGAAACUACACCUGCAUUGCCAGCAACGCCGCCGCCACCGUCAGCUGGGAAAGACAGUUGAUUGUUACUGUGCCGCCACGUUUUGUGGUGCAGCCCAACAAUCAGGAUUGUAUCUACGGCAAAGCUGGAGUUCUCAACUGCUCUGUGGAGGGUUACCCACCUCCAAAAGUCAUGUGGAAACACGCCAAAGGUGUAGGAAACCCUCAGCAGUACCACCCGGUCCCUCUAACUGGCCGUAUCCAGAUCAUGUCAAAUGGCUCUCUGCUCAUCCGACACGUGCUUGAGGAUGACCGAGGAUACUACCUCUGUCAGGCCUCCAACGGAGUGGGCUCAGACAUCAGUAAGAGCAUGAUCCUCACUGUCAAGAUUCCUGCCAUGAUCACCAGCCACCCUAACACCACCAUGGCGAGGAAGGGUCAGACCAAGGAGCUGAACUGCACAGCACGGGGCGAGCAGCCCAUCAUCAUCCGCUGGGAGAGAGGAGACACCGUCAUUGACGCUGAGAGAAAUCCCCGCUACUCCAUCACCAUCAACAAGAAGGGGGACGAAGUCAUCUCUACACUUAAGCUGAACCCAGCUGAGCGAGGAGAUUCUGUUUUCUUCUCCUGCCAUGCCAUCAACUCCUAUGGAGAGGGUCGAGGUCUCAUCCAACUCACUGUGCAAGAACCACCAGAUCCUCCUGAACUUGAAGUUAGGGAGGUGAAGGACAGGAGCAUGAACUUGCGCUGGAUCCAAAGAUUUGAUGGAAACAGCAUCAUCACCAGCUAUGACAUCGAGUACAAGAACAAGUCAGACUCCUGGGAUCACAUGUACACAACCAGGAACAUCUCACCCACCAACAACCAGGCCAACAUUGUGGAGUUGCACCCGGCCUGUGUGUACAGCAUCCGCAUGUACUCCUACAACAAGAUUGGCCGUAGCCUUCCCAGCAAAGAGCUCACGAUCAGUACAGAGGAAGCACCACCUGACGGGCCGCCAAUGGACGUAAUCCUCCAACCGAUGACAUCUCAGAGCAUACGGGUUACAUGGAGGGCUCCUAAGAAGGAGCUGCAGAACGGAGUAAUCCGAGGCUACCAGAUCGGUUACAGAGAGAACGGACCAGGCAGCAAUGGCCAGUACAGCAUAGUGGAGAUGAAAGCUACAGGGGACAGUGAAGUGUACACCUUGGACAACCUGAAGAAGUUUGCCCAGUACGGGGUUGUAGUCCAGGCCUUCAACAGAGCUGGGACGGGUCCAUCCAGUACUGAGAUUAAUGCUACCACGUUGGAAGAUGUGCCCAGUGAGCCUCCGCAGAAUGUGCGAGCCAUCUCUGUGACGUCGGACGAGGCGGUGAUCACAUGGGCAGAGCCUCCACGGCUGACACUGCACGGUGUGCUGAAAGGCUACCGAGUUGUGUUUUGGUCCCUCUUCCCUGACGGAGGUGGGUGCUGUGGGGGCCAGGCCCAGUGGCCAAUGCAGAAAUGGGGAGAGAUGCAGAAUAUCACCACCACACGUGAACAGGUGGAGCUGCGAGGGCUGGAGAAGUUCACUAACUACAGUGUUCAGGUGCUGGCCUACACCCAAGCUGGAGACGGGGUGCGCAGCAACGUCCUGUAUAUCCAAACCCGCGAGGACCUUCCUGGUCCACCGGCUGGCAUCAAGGCAGUUCCCUCCUCUCCGAGUAGUGUGGUUGUGUCCUGGUUGCCUCCUCAUAAACCAAAUGGUGUUAUCCGCAAGUACACCAUCUACUGCUCCAGUCCAGGGUCUGGGCAGCCGGCACCCAGUGAGUACGAGGCCAACCCAGAGAUGCUCUUCUACCGUAUCACGCACCUUUCCCGUGGAAAACAAUACCACAUCUGGGCUGCAGCUGUGACAACUGCGGGCCGAGGCAACAUGAGCUCAAAGGUCAUAGUGGAGCCUGCUGGGAAAGUCCCGGCUAAGAUCCUGUCCUUUGGGGGCACGGUGACCACACCCUGGAUGAAGGAAGUGCGUCUGCCCUGCAGCUCAGUGGGAGAACCCGCCCCUACAAUUAAAUGGACCAAAGACAGCGAGGACUCUGCCAUUCCCGUGACAGCAGACAGUCAGCGGCAGAUCUUAUCCAAUGGCACACUGGUGCUACGUUCAGUCAAAGCAGAGGACUCUGGGUACUACACCUGUACGGCCACUAACACUCUGGGCUUUGACACCAUCAUAGUCAAUCUGGUGGUGCAAGUUCCUCCUGAUCAGCCUCGUCUGACCGUCUCCACUACCUCCACCUCCUCCAUCACUCUGGCUUGGAUCCCUGGGGACAAUGGGGGAAGCUCCAUCAGAGGAUUUGUGCUGCAGUAUUCGGUGGACAACACAGAGGAAUGGAGGGACGUGUUCAUCAGCUCCAGUGAACGUUCCUUCAGGUUGGACAAUCUGCGCUGUGGGACCUGGUACAAGGUCAAGUUGGCCGCCAAGAACAGUGUGGGCUCAGGGCGCAUCAGUGAGAUCAUAGAGGCUAAGACCCAUGGAAGAGAACCAGUGUUCAACAAGGAUCAGCCGCUGCUCACCCACAUCAACUCCACUCAUGCAGGGCUUAACCUGCAGGGCUGGACCAGCGGCGGCUGCCCCAUCACUGACCUGAUGCUGGACUUUAGGCCCAAAGGAACCUGGGCCUGGCAGAGCCUAAAGGCCAACUCUACCACUCAGCUUUUCCUCAGUGAGCUGCGCGAGGCCACCUGGUAUGAGCUCAAAAUGAAGGCCUGCAACAGUGCUGGGUGUGGCAACCAGAGCUCCCAGUUUGCCACCACUGACUAUGAUGGCAGUACAAUCCCUCCCAUUAAAUCAGCUCGUGGAGAAGGGGAUGACGUGAAGAAACUGUUCUCCAUCGGCUCUCCCGUCAUACUGGUUACCCUGGGCGUUGCUUUGCUCUUCAUUGUCCGCAAGAAACGCAAGGAGAAGAGGCUUAAACGACUUAGAGAUGCUAAGAGCCUCGCUGAGAUGCUUAUCAGCAAGAACAAUCGCAGUAUAGACACUCCAGUUAAGGGCCCUCCUCAAGGACCAAGGCUGCACAUUGAUAUCCCACGUGUUCAGCUGCUCAUUGAGGACAAGGAAGGCAUCAAACAGAUAGGGGAGGAUAAGGCAGCGGUGCCAGUGACAGACACUGAGUUCAGCCAAUCAGUGAAUCCGCAGAACUUCUGCACAGGCGUGUCUCUGCACCACCAAGCCCUUAUCCAGAAUUCAGGGCCUUUGAUUGACAUGUCGGAUAUCCGCCCCGGCACGAACCCCGUGUCCAGGAAAAGUAUAAAAUCAGCCCACAGCUCCAGGAACAGAUACUCCAGCCAGUGGACACUGAGCCGACCGAGCCAGAGCCAGUCGACGGCCUCUGCACGCACUCUGACCUCAGACUGGCGGACGAUGGGCUCUCAUGGCAUCACCGCCACUGAGAGUGACAGCUACAGCGCCAGCCUCUCGCAAGACACGGACAAGGGUCGCAACAGCAUGGUGUCGACAGAGAGCGCCUCCUCCACUUACGAGGAGCUGGCCAGGGCCUACGAGCACGCCAAGCUGGAGGAGCACCUGCAGCAUGCAAAGUUCACCAUUACAGAGUGUUUCAUCUCUGACAGCUCAUCUGACCAAAUGACCACAGGUACCAAUGAUCCAGCUGACAGCAUGACCUCCCUAAGCACGCCGUCUGAACCAGGCAUCUGCCGCUUCACUGCCUCACCACCCAAACCACAGGACUAUGACCGCGGUAAAAAUGUGGCGGUGCCCAUUCCCCACCGUGCCAACAAAAGUGAAUUCUGCAACCUACCCCUCUACAUGAAGACAGACCCAUUCUUCCGCAAGCAAGGGGAGCUGCAUGACCCUUGCCCAGCUGUGCCACCGCGGGAAGCCUCAAUCCGCAGCCUGACGCAGCGGGCGUAUCACACCCAGGGCCGUCACAAGACUCUAGACCCUGCCAAACAGCAGGCGCUGACACUGGGCCAUUCUGGCCUGGGCAGCUUGGGUGCGAGCUCGGGCACUGCCACCUUGCCCCAAAGGACUCUCACCAUGCCCAGCUCCAACACUGCAGCAACAGCUUCCACUUCCAGCACGAGCAGCAACCCCACCAACAGUAACAAGGUGGGGGGCUCUAGAGACUCGCUGCUAGAGAGCAGCUCCUCUGCACUGGGGAGAUUGCAGAAACAGAGUGUUGGGGCAUACUCCAAGUCAUACACGUUGGUGUAG